Molecule: messenger RNA, 5491 nt
Organism: Trachemys scripta elegans
Lineage: Eukaryota; Metazoa; Chordata; Testudines; Emydidae
Gene: YAP1
Product: Yes1 associated transcriptional regulator
Exons: 9
Coding region: 582-2069 (495 amino acids)
Biological process (GO): positive regulation of transcription by RNA polymerase II; hippo signaling
Cellular component (GO): cytoplasm; nucleus
Molecular function (GO): protein binding; transcription coactivator activity; transcription corepressor activity
Source: RefSeq, a predicted model, not a curated record
AGGAAUUUAUUUUUAACUUUUCGAUGCAUGGACUUCUGCGUUGCAGGGAAGCGCAGGCGGGCGGGAGUAGAUGCUUGAAAAAUGAGGCGGGCGGGUGCAAAAGGGCUGGCUCUCCUGGAUGUUGUGCGGGCAGCAGUGCGCGCAAGACUUGAUAGCGUCCACUGAGUCUGCCAGAUUCCGUGCGGGCGGGCGCAGAAGGAACCGGCGCCUCUGAUUGGAUUCUGUGCGGGCGGGCGCAGCAGGACUCUGCUAGAGGCUGGCUGUAGGAUACGGUACGGGCGGGCUCGCAAGGGGCGGAGCUGGCUGCGGAGUGGUGCGGGCGGGCACAUCUCAGAACUUUUGUUUAGUGUGUUGUGUGAGUUAGUUUCCGCCGCCGGGACAGAGGCGCCGGCCGGGCUGGGCCGGGCUCGGGGAAGUUGCUGCUCGGUGGGGCUUGUUUUGCCAGUUGCUGCCGCCGGUUGUGUUUUCCGGCUGUGGGGGGCUGAGCAGCAGCAGCGGGGGAGCCCCAGCCUAGGCAGCGGGGCAUGUGGGGUGGGGAGCCCGGGCUCUGAGUCGCCGAGCCCCGAUACGGACGCGGAGCCAUGGAUCCCGGGCAGCCUCAGCAGCAAGCGCAGCCCCCGGCGCAGCAACAGGCGCCGCCGCCGGGCGCCCCGUCCGGCGCGGGGCAGACCCCGGGCGCGGGGCCUCCUCCGGCCGGGCACCAGAUCGUGCAUGUGCGGGGCGACUCGGAGACCGACCUGGAGGCGCUUUUCAACGCGGUGAUGAACCCCAAGGGCGCCAAUGUGCCGCACACGCUGCCCAUGCGGCUCCGCAAGCUGCCCGACUCCUUCUUCAAGCCGCCCGAGCCCAAGGCCCACUCCCGCCAGGCCAGCACUGAUGGAGGGUCAGCAGGAGCCUUGACUCCUCAACAUGUCCGAGCUCAUUCCUCUCCAGCUUCGCUGCAGUUAGGAGCUAUCUCUCCAGGGACGCUUACCCCCUCUGGAGUAGUGACUGGUCCUGGAGCUGCACCUUCUUCUCAACAUCUCCGCCAGUCUUCAUUUGAGAUUCCUGAUGAUGUACCUCUGCCACCAGGUUGGGAGAUGGCUAAGACGCCAUCUGGCCAGAGAUAUUUUCUGAAUCACAUUGAUCAAACAACAACAUGGCAGGACCCUAGGAAGGCGAUACUUUCACAGAUGAAUGUUACAGCCCCCACCAGUCCUCCAGUGCAACAGAACAUAAUGAAUUCAGCAUCAGGCCCACUCCCCGAUGGAUGGGAACAAGCCAUGACCCAGGAUGGAGAAAUUUACUACAUAAACCAUAAGAACAAGACCACAUCUUGGCUAGACCCAAGGCUUGACCCACGCUUUGCUAUGAAUCAGCGAAUCAGCCAAAGUGCUCCAGUGAAACAGCCACCACCACUGGCUCCUCAGAGUCCUCAAGGUGGAGUGAUGGGCGGGGGCAGCUCCAAUCAGCAGCAACAGAUGAGACUGCAACAGCUGCAGAUGGAGAAAGAGAGACUGCGACUGAAGCAUCAAGAACUGCUUCGGCAGGUGAGGCCACAGGCAUUGCGGAAUAUCAAUCCCAGCACAGCAAAUUCUCCAAAACGUCAGGAGUUAGCUCUCCGUAGCCAACUUCCCACUAUGGAACAAGAUGGUGGCUCUCAAAAUCCAGUGUCGUCUCCCGGAAUGGCUCAGGACCUGAGAACAAUGACUACAAAUAGUUCUGAUCCCUUUCUUAACAGUGGGACAUAUCACUCCAGAGAUGAGAGCACAGACAGUGGCCUCAGCAUGAGCAGUUAUAGUGUACCCAGAACCCCUGAUGACUUCCUGAACAGCGUUGAUGAAAUGGAUACAGGUGAUAUCAGCCAAAGUAACAUACCUUCCCAUCAGAACCGUUUCCCAGAUUACCUUGAAGCCAUUCCAGGGACAAACGUGGACCUUGGGACACUGGAAGGAGAUGGGAUGAAUAUAGAAGGAGAGGAACUGAUGCCAAGUCUGCAGGAGGCUUUGAGUUCUGACAUCCUUAAUGACAUGGAAUCUGUGUUGGCAGCCACCAAACUAGAUAAAGAGAGUUUUCUUACUUGGUUAUAGAGGCCUCAGGGAGACUGCAUUGUAAAUCUGUGAAGGAUCUAAGGAGAUAAGACAUCUGUGCCUGAAGUUCAAAACAAGCCAAUGUGGCAUACUUUUGGUUUGUGGUCAGAAAAAAUAAAUGAACAAAUAUUCAACAAGAUUCUUUCAUCCAACAUUUUGCUAUUCCUUGUCCAUCGCUGCUGUUCUAGAUUGCUGACCUCUCUCACAGUUGACUCUGAAGAAUAGACAUCUUUGUGAUCUUUUUCUAUUGCUGUUUCAACUACUGUUCAAUUGGGAGCAGGGGGAUGAUGAGCCUGUUUGGAUGACAAAUGCCAUUCCUUUUGUACUAAUAUGCGCUUGCAUAUCAUUUUAUCUAAGGACUCAGAUUUGUGAGUUAACAUCUGCAUGUCACCACUUGUAGUUUGCUCAGCUAGUUGUUUCCUCUGCUGCCUGUGGCAAGUGGUAAAACACAACUUACCGGUCUGAAAAGCCCCAAAAAGAUGUACCUGGUCAAAAGAAGUCAAUAGUGAUUUACAGAUCUAGCUCAAAGGAGGGCUGAAGACUGUAUGACAUUAAGUGUUUGUUACUGCUAGCUCUUUUGUUAGGCAACAGACUGUUGUUCUUAUUUUAUGGUAUAGAAAAUCAUGAGUCAUUUUAUAUAGAAACUUAUAUCAACUUUGAUUUUUAUCACGUACUCUAGGCUAACUUUUGUCAGUCAAAAAUGAGAGGAAUUUUUGUUUUGUUUUUUGUUUUGUUAGUGAAUUUAAUUAUAGAUGUAGCUUGGGAAGUAAUUGUAGGUGUUCUUUUUUUAAUAGUGAAAUCUAAAUUUUCUGAUUUCACUGUCUUAUUUAAGUCUCAAGUGUCUGCUUUUUUUAUAUAUCUAAAAUGUCUAUUUUAGCUAAAUAGCUAGCGAGUACAUAUGGUUUUAUGUUUUGCCUGUAACUUUUAUUUUUAAAGGCUAGCUUUGAAUGUAAUCAUUAGAAUAAAUGACCAGUGGCUUAUUUUUCAUGUCUACUUGCUAGAAUUUGAAACUAGAAUCUGGUUGCAGCAUUUUGAGAAUGAAGUGUCCUAUAUAAGCUUUUAUCAGGCCUUUUAAAGUAGCGGGAAACCAUACACUACAUGUUUCAGAGUAACAGCCGUGUUAGUCUGUAUCCGCAAAAAGAAGAACAGGAGUACUUGUGGCACCUUAGAGACUAACAAAUUUAUUAGAGCAUAAGCUUUCGUGGACUACAGCCCACUUCUUCGGAUGCAUAUAGAACAUACACUACAUGUUUUAAUUGACUGUUACAAGUAAUUUCUUGGGGUUAGGUUUUAAUUUUGAUUAAAUCAGUGAGUUUAGAUUGUGAAGUCCAUGAUGGGAGACAACUUAAUGAAAAGUCUUCCCUUAAUUAGCAUGGAAAAAUCAUCUAAAUUGUCAUCUCACUUUCUACUGUAAUGAAAACACUAAAAAAAACUGACUGUCCUAAACAAAAUAAGUAUUAAUUCUGUGUGGUGAAAAAUAAGCCCUGGACACUAUGUGUAGAAGACUGUAAAGAUAUGUGUUAGAUGGUGACAUGAGCAGGUAAUGAAGUGUAUAUUAGUAGAGUUUAGUGCAGGGGUAGAGAGGAAUAUGACUUACCUAUAUUUUAACAGGGAAAGAUGUAACACUAAAACAUCUGCAGGAGUUGACACAGUUUCCAAAGAGUAUUUUUAAAUGAACAAAAUGAGCAUGAAUCAAACUUUCAGUAUAAGCUAUGAAGUAAUUUUUUGAUGAUAAAUAGUGGCACCAGCUAGCACCUCUGUAAUUAAGGGUUUGAGGGUCUGUCAGCAUUCACAUUAUAAGUCCUUAUUUUCAAGGGUUUAUAACUGGACCAUAAAAAGACUUUAGGUAUGAAACUUGGUAUGAAAAGUCUCAGCCUGAAAGGAAUUUUUUUAAAGAAAUUGUUUUAAAGGGCUUGACCAUUUUUUAAGAUACAGGAGUAAAUUAAAAAAACCCAAGAGUUGUCUUUCAGUUCUUUGGUGCUCCAAAAACUUUAAAUGGCUGUAUUUUAUAAUAAUUUGUAGACUAUUAACCUAGAAGGACUCUUUGGUUCUGGAGUUUUAAAAUUUGCUUUAAAAAUUAAAGCAACAGAAAUUGAGAUGUGAAAAAUUGCCACUAAGUAAGCACAUUUGCUAUUUCUUAUGAGGAUUUUAGCACUCAGAACUUACAAAAGCAUAUGUGGAUCGUUAGUGUAUGGUUUUUAAAAUGUUGAUUCCCACUGAGGCAUCUUAACAGCAGUUACAUUCUACUACACCAGUAGUCCACAGACUAGUAGGCCACUUAUAUGCGCAAUGACAGAAACAGCCCUUGAAACAGUAAAUUGUGUCCAUAACAGGGAUUAUAGGAGCAUCUCACACUCCAUUAAGAGUUCUUCCCUCUUUCCUUCCACCACUUAAAAAAAUAUAUUUUAAAAGACACUACAUUGUUUAAAAUAACUUGAAUGGUCUGACAUAAAACCACAAAAGCAAGGAAAUUCAAAGUUUUGAUGAGCGUAGGUCAAGUUUUUUUUUUUCCCUUGCUUUUGUGUGUUUCUCAUAGCUUUAAUGUUGGAAUGUUUUCUUAUUGUAAAAACUCUAAAUAGCUUAUAGUAUAUUUGGGUAGCACUGCUGGGGUAGGUACUGACAAACUGGGAAUUCUUGAAUUGCUCUGACAGUAAACCUGUUUUGUGAUUCUUUAAUCAACUUUAAGACAUUUCCGUUCUCUUCCAUUUAUUAGGGAAUGUACUUUAGAGAUGCUGUACUGUUGGCAAUUGAAAUUGAUUUGGAUUUUAUUCUGCAAAAGCAGAAGUGAUGAAGUGGUUAAAAUCUGUUUGACAUACAAGAGUGUUUGGGGUAGUAUUUUAUACUGAUUGAUGUAUAUAUUUAAACAACAAAAAUCAUUGUCCUAAUGUGAUAGUUUCUAGAUUUAAGUAUACUGUGCUCAGAAUACAGAGGAAGCAUAUAAACUCUACUGUGCUUUAGCAGUACCUUGGCAGACACAUGCUUUGGAAUAGGCUACAGUGUCAGUAAAUCACAUGGAUCAAAAAUUGUACCAAUCAGUGUUGGAACUGAAGCAAUGCAAAAGAAGAAGAGACAAUUUCAACAUGAUUAACACUUUACAUAGCUUUUGCACAUCUGGUGAAUUAGUACUAAAGUGACUUUUCACUUGCAAGCAUGGUUUUUAUACAAAUAGCCGGUGUGCCUGUCUAAAAUAAUUACUUGUUUUUCUGUAUCUUGAAAAAGUACUCUCCACAUUUUAAAUGUUCUAUAUUAGAGAACUCUUGAAUGCACCCUUGUCAAAAAUAUAUAUAUAGUUAUCAAUGUUACUUUUUAGAUGUAAGAGCAUGCCUGCUAGGUACCUAAGUAAAUUCUGUUACAUUAUUUUUCUUUAUGUAAUACUUUUUCAGUUGUUUUAUGUGAUAUAAAUAUAUACUUUGUGCUUAAAA